Enterobius vermicularis (human pinworm) is the source of this 1797-nucleotide messenger RNA. The record is from the annotation of a GenBank genome assembly. Lineage: Eukaryota; Metazoa; Nematoda; Chromadorea; Rhabditida; Oxyuridae.
AUGAUAUGGUUUCCUUGUGUCGCUCUUUUCUUCUUGACAUCUGGCUGUUUUUCUGCAGACCCUUCUCCAAAUGAUGUAUCUGUUGAAGCUGAUAGAAAUAUCGAUAUCGCAUCGCAGGUUAUAAAAAUUACUACAGCGUUUGAAGUGACUAACAAAGGGAAGUCACCAAUUAAUAGUUUUAUCCACGUAGUGAGUGAUGACGAGGAAGCCCAUCUUGCAUUCAUCACCGCACAAGAGGGUAGAGGAGGUAACAAGUUGACCGUCGUAAAAGCAGCAACUGCUGCUGGUGUCAUCAAAGGUUAUGUGCCUUAUAGGGUUGAAUUAUUAAAGCCGAUCUCUGCUAAUUCUAAAGCCUCUAUUACACUUGAAUAUUACCUCACCCAGUAUUUGGAGCCCUAUCCAGCAAAGAUUGAACAAGCUGAAACCCAGUAUAUGGUUUAUAAGGGAAACGCCCAUGUUACUUCAGUUUACCCAUUGAGUAAGGAAACCACAAAGGUCGCCUUACCUUCAGGGAGAUUGGUUUCUCAUACUACAGUAUCCCCAACAAAGCAAGAAGGCGGCAAAAUCACUUAUGGACCCUAUACAGAUCAGAAACCUUUUACACUGGGGCCAGUCAGGAUACAUAAUGAAAAUAAUUCUCCGUUUUUGGUUGCGACAGAAGUUUUACGACACAUUGAGGUUUCGCACUGGGGCAAUAUUGCAGUUGAAGAGCAGAUCAGUCUCGUUCACAAAGGAGCGCAGUUAAAGGGUCCUUUCUCUCGGCUAGAUUUUCAGUUGGAUCGGCGUGGAUCACGAAGGCCUGUAGUGACUCAGUAUAAGACGCUUCUGCCAGUAACUGCAAAGGAUAUUUACUACCGAGAUGAGAUUGGAAACAUUUCAACCUCGGCAGUCAAAAAACUGGCAGAUGCUGUGGAAAUCAUGAUUCAACCUCGGUUCCCUUUAUUUGGCGGUUGGCGAACAAAUUAUGUUCUUGGAUAUAAUUUGCCAGGCUACCAAUACCUCUACUCUAGCGGCAGUUCAUUUGCUCUUAAAAUGCGGUUUAUGGACCACCUGUUUGAUAACGCAGUCAUUGAAAAUAUAAAAGUCAGAAUUAUCCUCCCAGAAGGCAGCAAAAAUUUUAAACUAGUGGCACCUUACGCUGUGAAACGUCAUCGUGAUGAUCUACAUUUUACAUAUCUAGAUACAACUGGGCGUCCAGUCAUUGUACUUGAAAAACAAAAUCUUGUGGAUAGUCACAUUCAGUCGUUUACGCUUUAUUACGAAUUUGACAAAAUACAACUCUGCCGUGAGCCAUUCUUAGCCUGUGCUGCAUUUGCAUUUUUAUUCCUUAUAGUGAUCAUAUUCGUUCGGCUGGACUUUACCAUAGUUACUGAUGCAGCUAAAGAAAGCCGAAUGCAAGCCGAAGGAGUAGUUGAACAGUUAAAUGAACUGCACGCCGAUCGCUUGAGAAUAUACGAUCAUUUCUACGAAAUAGUUCAAAAAUACAAGAACAACAAGGAUGCCUCAGCUUUUAGCGCAAAUAGGAAGAAGAACGAGGUUGAGAUGAAAAAGGUUACGGAGUUGUUUUCAAAUUUACAAAACGGAUUAAAGUCGUCAAACCCUGACAUUUAUGAAAAGCUCAAUGAGAUUUCUAAGUUGCAUAAGAGUGCGGAAGAACAGAUCAACAGUCUAUGUAAUCAGGCUGAACGUUCUGCGAAGACUGGUGGUAAAGCCGAUUUAAACAGUGCAGAAAAACUAUAUUCUUCAAAGAUGGGGGAAAUCAAGGAGAAGAUGGACUCAGUUAUUUACUCCAUUUAG